UGCCUCCUGUCUCUCGCUCCUGUACUUUAGUCUUCAAAUGACACGACAGUCCCCCGCUCGGGAACGCGCUUCCUUGUGCACCAGCGCCAUAUAAAGCGAGCUGCGCGCGCACGGGGCUCAGCAGUGAACCGGUGACCGGCGGCGGUGAGAGCAGCUCCGGUGAGUCCAGAUCCAGGAGAGCAAAGUGAGCGCGGGGUUAACAUGAGCGGCGGGAAGCGUGCGCUCCGGACGGCGCUGGGAGCUGCUUCUCUCCGGGAGCGCACCAGGUGAUGCGCCCUGCGGGUCUCGGGUCGGCUCUGUUACCGGAGAGGAUGGCGGAGCUGUGGAGCCACAACACCUCCUGGAACCGGUCCGCUGCGGGUCAGGAGCGGUUCAGCAGCCUGGAUGACAUCGACGUGCCUGCGGACGGAUCCCCGACCCUGCGCAUCCUCAUCUCCAUCGUGUACUCGGUGGUGUGCGCCGCCGGGCUGGUCGGAAACCUGCUGGUCUUCUUCCUGAUGAAGGUGCGCCGCGGCCGGAAGAAACGCUCCAGUAUCAACCUGUUCAUCCUCAACCUGGCCGUCACGGACUUCCAGUUCGUGCUGACGCUGCCGUUCUGGGCGGUGGACACGGCUCUGGACUUCAGCUGGCCGUUCGGGAACGCCAUGUGUAAGAUCAUCCUCUCCGUGACGGUGAUGAACAUGUACGCCAGCGUGUUCUUCCUCACCGCCAUGAGCAUCACCCGGUACUGGUCGGUGGCGUCCGCGCUGAAGGACCGGACCCGGCGGCGGGUGUGCCCGGUGCGCUGGGUGAUCGCGGGGCUCUGGGUGUCCGCCACGGUGGCCUCUCUGCCCACCGCGAUCUUCUCCACGGUGAAGAGCGUGGCCGGGGAGCGGCUGUGCCUGCUGGGCUUCCCGGACGGACAGUCCUGGCUGGCGCUGUACCACCUCCAGAAGAUCCUGGUGGCCUUCGUGUUCCCGAUGCUGAUCGUCACCGUGUGCUACCUGCUGCUGCUGCGCUUCGUCCGCCUGCGCAGCAUGAACAACAACCAGGUGAAGCGCCGGUCCCGGGUCACCCGCUCCGUCACCAUCGUCGUCCUCUCCUUCUUCAUCUGCUGGAUGCCCAACCACGCCAUCACCUUCUGGGGCGUCCUGGUCAAGUUCAACGUGGUGAACUGGGACAAGACGUACUACAUGGUGCACACGUACGUCCACCCGGUGACCGUGUGCCUGGCGCACACCAACAGCUGCCUGAACCCGGUGCUGUACUGCCUCAUGCGCCGCGAGUUCCGGAAGAAGAUGAAGGAUCUGUUCUGGAGGAUUUCCUCGCCCACAGGGACGAACUCGUGCCCCCUGCGGCCGUUCUCCGGCACCGUGAGAGCGGAACCGGACGACUCGCACAUCGUGAUCCCGCUCAACAACGUGGAGACGGAGAACUGCAGACUGUCGGUUCUGACGGACCAGUGCGACACGGACGCGCUGCAGAAGUAGACUGAUCCGAGACCUGGUUCCUCUCAGUCCGCCUCACCAGGAAGUUCUUUAGACUUCAGCGCUGCUGGAGGUUGUUUGAGCUUCUGUGCCAGAACCCAUCGCCUGGUGUCAGAACCACACAGAACCGGGUCUCAGCUGUUUGUGGCGUUAUUAGAUGUUUUUUUGACUCUGCAUCAAAUGGAUUUUAUACAUUUUAUCACAGUUUAAAGAUGUGAAACAUAAAAGGAGAAAAAUAACAUUCGCGCGUAAAUUACGCACCGGUGCGUAAAACCAUCCGGUUCCGUUCCCGCUUCAGUCCGACUGGGAUCUGUCACCCUGCGCUGCUCAUCGUGUUGUUUUCUCUCUUUACUAUAAAUGGAGUUCGAGCUCAGUGUCUCAUCCAGUGCUGCUUCCCGCUCUGAAGAGCUGUCCGUGCGCAGGGACUUCAUUCUGUGGAGUAUUAUUGACGUUUGUUGUGGCUGAUGUGUAAAAUGUCCACGCUUUGAGUAAGUGAAUGUAAAAAAAAAAAAGAAAGAAAAACCUGCCAAUGCAACCUUAAAAACGAUGUAUGGAGAAUAAAAUGAUUUGGUUUGUGUUCAGUCUGGGUUGUGCAGCUGAUUGUUGGCCUGUGGAGGAACCGGAGCUUAUUCUCAGAAAGGUAAAAAUCGGUUUCAGGUUUAAGAGUCUGACUGUAAAGUAUUCAGGGGCGGAUCUACAGGAGCAUCCACAGGGGGCCCAGAGGGUAUCACUGAUUUAAUUACAAUAUAUUAAAAUAUAUAAAUAUUCAAAGUGAAGAUAUUGGAACUCACCUGUGUUGUUGUGUUGUGGUACAUUAAUGAAGCACUGCAGGUAUCAGGAUUAUCUUGUUUUAUUUCCAAAUGAAUGUCUUUUUUCAGUGAAUUUAAAGCUACUUAAGUUAAUUUCUGUAAUUACUGUCACUUUUCGAGCAAAAAAUAGGAAACAUGAACUGAUUAAAUAUGCUGCUUUUCUUUUAA
Molecule: messenger RNA, 2443 nt
Organism: Dicentrarchus labrax (European seabass)
Lineage: Eukaryota; Metazoa; Chordata; Actinopteri; Moronidae
Gene: rxfp3.3b
Product: relaxin family peptide receptor 3.3b
Exons: 1
Coding region: 270-1469 (399 amino acids)
Biological process (GO): G protein-coupled receptor signaling pathway; immune response
Cellular component (GO): membrane
Molecular function (GO): G protein-coupled receptor activity
Source: RefSeq, a predicted model, not a curated record